CCGAGGCGCAGGGACCCUGGAAGGUUUCUCGCUCGUUUUUUUUUUUUAAUAUUCUCCCUCACUGUCGACAAGUUUUAAAUUUCACACCAAGAGUGUCCAGUGAAAGUCCGGCUUCUGGUUUAAUACCAGCCGAUGCGUUCAGCAGUUUCCGGAUAAUUUGUUGUUUUCUGACUUUUGACAGAGGUCGUUCACUGAGCGCAACAACUGUUCCAGAGCACAGUUUGGAUUAUUCGUGUGUUGGUCAGGGCAGCUUUACUUCGUCUGAGACAGACUUCAUCUAAAAGUUUGGACUGCUGUCACCGCACACUUCUCCGUGUCUCCUAGGUAUGCCUGUGGACAUCAGUGUGUCCCCGGACAGGUAACCAGGUGUGUUGCUGCCGUCAUGGCCUUGCCAAACCUGCGGCUGUUUCCUGUCACUGUGAUCACAGUCCUGUUGGCGCUGGUGUCGUCUUCAGGAGACCAUGAGUGGCACUUUAACCCAGCUCAGUGUCGUUACGCCCUGGGGAUGGAGGAUGGCACCAUCCCAGACUCUGACAUCACUGCCUCCAGCGCCUGGUCAGAUUCCACUGAGGCCAAACAUGGAAGGUUGAGUACUGGAGAGGGGGAUGGAGCGUGGUGCCCUGCAGGAGCUGUUUUCCCCAGUGGAGCAGAAUACCUUCAGAUAGAUCUGCGCAAACUCCACUUCCUGGCUCUGGUUGGUACCCAGGGUCGUCAUGCCGACGGGCACGGGCAGGAGUUUGCCCGCAGUUAUCGGCUCCGCUAUUCCAGAAACGGAGUGAAAUGGAUUACCUGGAAGGACCGCUGGGGCCAGGAAGUGGUGUCAGGGAAUGAGAAUACCUAUGAUGUUGUGCUGAAAGAUCUCGGCCCUCCCAUCGUGGCCCGCAUGGUGCGCUUCUACCCUCUGGCCGACCGGGUUAUGAGUGUUUGCCUUCGGGUGGAGCUCUAUGGCUGUGUGUGGAACGAUGGGUUGAAGGCUUACACAGCUCCAGUGGGUCACGUCAUGCACCUGUCUGGCAUGCCUGUUUAUCUGAACGACUCCACCUACGAUGGGGGCACUGAGCAAGGGAUGCAGUUUGGAGGUUUGGGUCAGCUGUGUGACGGCGUCCUGGGAGGAGACGACUUCAUACAAACCAAAGAGCUAAGGGUUUGGCCUGGGUAUGACUACCUGGGCUGGAGCCGCGAAGCCCUUGGGCAAGGCAGCGUGGAUAUUGAGUUCGACUUUGAGAAACCACGUGUCUUCCACAACAUGCAGGUGCACAGUAACAACCGCCACACUCAGGGCGUCCGAGUCUUCAGCAAGGUAGAGUGUCUUUUUAAGCCUGGCAUCCUCCAGCAGUGGUCCCCCGAGCUCACUCUGCCCGUGCCCCUUGAGGAUCUUAAAGACCCCUCCUCUCGACCCAUCUCCCUCCCACUGGGUGGCCGGCUGGCUCAGAUCCUCCGCUGCAAAUUCCACUUUGCUGACCGCUGGCUGCUCAUCAGCGAGAUAUCUUUCCUCUCUGAGCCGUUUGAGGAGGACGUCACAGACACUGAUUCAUUUCCUCCUAAUCUUCCCAAGAUUCCCACCACCAGCUCCUCUCCUCCUCUCGUCAACCACACCUCCUCCUCUCCCACGUCGAGCCACAGCUCCUCCAACACCACCACCACCACCAGCCCAUCUGAACCCCCCACCACCACCUCCUUCAUGACGGACACCACUGGUAACUGGACACUGUCAGAUGCAGAAUUUGGUGCCAACACUCCAAGGGCGGGGCUUCCUGUAGCCAAGGAUGACAGCAGUAAUACAGCUAUUCUGAUUGGCUGCCUGGUGGGCAUCAUCCUGCUGCUGCUGGCUGUGAUAGCUGUCAUUCUGUGGAGGCAGUACUGGAAAAAGAUACUGGGCAAGGCCCAGGGUAGUCUAUCCAGUGAUGAGCUGCGGGUUCACCUGUCUGUCCCCUCGGACAACGUGGUCAUCAACAACACACACAGCUACUCAAGCCGCUACCAGCGCAUCCACACUUUCCCCGAUGACCGUGACCAUGACAGAGAGGGAGAAGGAGAGUACCAAGAGCCCAUCGCUCUGCUGCGGCCUAGGGAUCACAGAGACAGCACAGAUCACAGGAAAAGUUCGAGACCUCUUGUCGUCUCCAGCCCCACUCAGGCUCAGGAAAAGAGCCUCAAUGUGCCCCAGGCCUGUGGUUUGGACAUGGACAUGGAGAAGGGUUUCCCCCCAACUCAGGAGGAGCCUCCUCCCUACCCUGGCUCCCCUCCGUACCCCUCCCUGUCUCCUCCUGUGUCCCCCCCACUGCCUCCCAGCGUUCCUCAUUACGCUGAAGCAGACAUCGUGAGCCUACAGGGAGUCAGCGGUAACAACACCUACGCUGUACCUGCCUUGGCCUCCUCAAGCCCCGGGGCUGACGCCGCCCCGCUGCCAGAGCUGCCACGCCAGUGUCUCAUCUUCAAGGAGAAGCUGGGAGAAGGACAGUUUGGAGAGGUACACCUGUGUGAAAUUGAAAACCCUCAGGACCUUCCCAACUUGGAGUUCCCCUUCAAUGUGAGAAAAGGUCGCCCUCUUCUGGUAGCAGUGAAGAUCCUGCGCCCAGACGCCUCCAAGAAUGCCAGGAACGACUUCCUGAAAGAGGUGAAGAUCCUGUCUCGCCUGAAGGAUCCAAACAUAAUCCGUCUGCUAGGAGUGUGUGUGAGCAGUGAUCCUCUCUGUAUGGUCACUGAGUACAUGGAAUGUGGAGACUUGAAUCAGUAUCUGUCUCACCGAGUGCUUCUGGAUAAGACAGGACCUUCACACAACACCCAGACCAUCAGUUACCCUGCUCUCAUCUCCAUGGCCAGCCAGAUUGCAUCGGGAAUGAAGUUCCUCUCCUCCCUCAACUUUGUGCACCGGGACCUGGCCACACGUAACUGUCUGGUUGGGGGUGAGAGGGGUGAGUGCGGAGAGGACCGGGGCGGCGAGCGUCACAUCAAGAUAGCUGACUUUGGCAUGAGCAGGAACUUGUAUGCUGGAGAUUACUACAGGAUCCAGGGCAGAGCUGUGCUGCCAAUACGCUGGAUGGCCUGGGAGUGUAUACUCAUGGGUAAGUUCACUACGGCCAGCGAUGUGUGGGCGUUUGGGGUCACUCUGUGGGAGAUGCUGAGCGUUUGUCAGGAGCAGCCGUACUCCAACCUCACAGAUGAGCAAGUCAUUGACAAUGCUGGGGAGUUCUUCAGAGACCAGGGCAGACAGGUGUAUUUGAGCAGGCCAGCUGUGUGUCCUCAGGGUCUCUACGAGCUUAUGUUGAGCUGCUGGAACAGAGACUGCAAGCUCCGCCCGUCCUUUGCCGACAUCCACUCCUUUCUUACUGAGGAUGCCAUGAACAUGGUGUAAAGAGAGAAACAGCACCACGACAAAGGCAGCGUUAAAGAGGGGAAACGUCUUGUACGUUUAUGCAGCAAUGCUAUGGUGGGAAUGUGUGGUGGAGGUGCUGCACAGGAGAGGCAGAUGAGAAAAGAGAGUGGGUUGCUCGCUUUGAUAUUUGUACUUUUUUGGGUGGCUGGGGCUGAGACACCGCUGGUUCGGUUUAUUUCCACAUCAGACCCCCGAUCCCAAAUCCAACUCCAGCUUUAGACAUCUAACAGUCUGAGCUACAUUUCACAGGUGGUGGGUGCAGUCUGCAUAGGAACUUUCUCUCUUCUCAGUUACUUUAACAGACAAGGAGGGUUUGUGUGACUGGUGAUUAAGUGCCGUGGAGUUAAUGACAUAGGAAGCUGCAGAGGCUUAAUGGCAGAAAAUACUCCAAACUAGGAAGCUGGCAAAUGAACGGUUAUUAAGUUUCAUUACUUUUAUUUACCCAUGUUGAAUGCUACAUUUAGGGUUACAGGUGAUGGUGCAUAGGACACACAAACUUCUCUAGACAGCACACCUAUGGGUCAGACAUGAAAGUGUACACACAGGGAUUGUCUUAGUAUUUAUAUCAAUCAAUCAAUCAAUCAAUCAGUCAAUUUUAUUUAUAAAGCCCAAUAUCACAAAUCACAAUUUGCCUCACAGGGCUUUACAGCAUAUAACAUCCCUCUGUCCUUUGGAUCCUCACAGCGGAUAAGGAAAAAAAGUAUGUAUGUAUAGGCUACUGUACACGUUAGUCUAAUGCAGUAUGAUUACUCCACACUUCAGCCCCUUUUGCCCAUCUAAGACAAAAAAUGAUAGUUCUGUAAAAGUCUAUGAAAAGAUUCAGACAUGGCUGAUGGCUGUCUAGAACAUGAGUGAUCUCACCAUGUUUGCCGACCCCUCAGCAGUCCUCUGUCUCAACCCCAAAACCGUACACGGUGACCCACGCCCAUAGCUGUAACUCAAAGGACUAAUGGUAAAUGAUGUGGACCAGACAAGAGCAGCCCCCUUUAUGCAAUGCAUCAAGUUAGCUCUCAACCACCGCCCACCCCAUUGUAGCUGAAAAGCCCAAGCAGUUUCUGAACCCCAUCGUAGAGCCACAGAGAGAGGAGCUGUGUCCCUGGUGCCAAAUGGACUUCUCAAACCUGAGGAAACAGGCACAGAAGAGGAGGAUCUGCUGCUGCCGGUGAUAGGCGACCCACAAACUGGAACAGCUUUUCCAAGCAGAGAGACAAUGCUGCCAGCCGGGGCAGUGGAUGGGACAUCUUCAGAUGCGCCUGCUCAGGUGUUUUGGCAAUUUCUUUUGUAUCUGGCUGCAACCCAGACACAAAGGAUAGAUGUAAAAUUCCACAACCAGCUGCACUUUAAAUCCUCCAUAGCAUAUCCCCGGCCCUGAUGAAACUCUUCAGGGGGCCUGAUAUGAUUCCUGUUGAUGUGGAUUCUUAUCACUUGCAGUGAUAUCAGUUAUUUGCCAAGGGAGAUAAAAAUUCAGGACAGUCUGUCUGCCUUGUUAAAUCCUCCCCCACAAGGCAUUGCCAACCAUGAGAUGUAAAAUAUUAUCUAAAAAAAUGGGAUGGCACCAUCAGUUCAUCUCAUUUUAAUUAUAUAACAACCUUUUGUUCGGUGUGUCAAGACAUGUUUACUCAUCGAAUAAUCAAUCUUUGCUCAUCUAAUUGCAUUACUGUACUCUAAAAACACACAGUUAAAGGGUAAUUGAGUUUUUUCCAACCUGGAGCCUAUUAUAUCAUGUUUUUGUGUCUGAGUGACUAAUGGGAACAACAAUUUUGAAACUGGUUCUGUAUUAAGUGACCACUAAGGGCAUUUGUGCACCAUCUAUUUAGGUCGACUAAAGUGUUUGUUUUUUCAAUUGACAGGCGGCGAAAGGAUCCCUACAAAGGACAUUGUUUUUGUUAAAGAGUUAAAUCAUUUUUGUUUAACCAGAAACAGCCUCGAAAACACUAUCACCAAACCCACCAGACUCCAUUUAAAUAAACAGUAAUUCUGUCAUUUUAAAAUACACUUUAUUCAUAGUCAUGGUUAGGUUGAAAUAAACCCUUGAUUCACCUAGUUAAAUGUGAAAAUAUGCUGACUCUAUGCAUGGUAAAAUUAAGCCAUGUCCACUGAGCAGUACAGUUUAGUUCGGUACGUUUUUUUUCCGUUUCUAUUGUGAAAAGUUGUGGAUGGUACCAAUGGAACUGUUCCGUACCGUCCCCAUUUUUGGUCCCCCUUCUGUUGGGGUACCUAGCACACAGAUCUGGUCCUAAAAGGUGGAGCUGUGAACACUGCAGUGGGUUAAUUGGUCAAAAGCAGACGGUCACUCUGCUCAGCACUGAGUUGUGGCUGGUUUUGAGGCUCAUGUAACCACUGUUCAUACAGUAGAGACCAUCAACACACCUUAAAUUUCAAUGUGACAAUAUUGACCAUUACUUUAGUUUUUAUUGUGUCUCUUGGAUGACAUACACUUUCAGUAAUGAGUGGAUCUACAGGCGUUUAAAGAUAUAUACUAAUUUCAACAAGAUUAUGUGAACUGCAUAUAUUCUACCCCGUUGUGUGGACAAUAAACGAGGUACAGACUAAUAAAGGAAGAAAUACUGUGAGUGCUGGACGGAGCAGUGAGUGACAACAGCCCCGCCCACAUUUAAAGGUACUGUUUGCAGUGGAAACGCUAGGGUCUAGGUACCAAGUCUGAAGGGUUACUUUUGGUUACAAAGUACCAUACUGAACAUUUUGGGUGGAAAUGGGGCUUUAGUUUUUAAUUUAAAUGGAGUCUGGUGGCCUUGGCGAUAAUGAUUUUGAGGCUGAUUCUGAUUAAACAAAAAGGAUCCUUCUCUUUAGCAAAAAAAGGUCCAUCUCCUUUGGGAUCAUUUCUAUAAUGUUGUCAGACACUUAAAAUAAUAAUCAGAGCCUGUCUGUGCCAAAAACAAACACUUUUAGUGGACAUUCACUGACAGUGCACAAACGUCCUAAGUAGUUAUAAUGCAGUCUGUUUCACUGCUGCAUCUGUCUCACUUACAACUUGACCAAUUUCAAAAAAAUUAUUGUUCCCGUUAGUUACUUAGACACAAAACACAGGAAAAUUGAGUCCAUGUGGAAAGAUACCAAAAUUACCCCUUAAGGUUUUACCCAAAUAGGAAAUUCUGGGAGUCCUCAUUUUAGUGUGAAUGUCAACAUCAACCUCUGCAUUAUCCCAUGUUAGUACAUUAAGCUGACCACGGUAGAAUCAAUGCUGUCUCUACCUUACUGAUUGUAUAGCACUGUAAAUCAGUCCUCAUCAAGAUCAUCAAGUAAUAACAUGUUUACUGAUUGUGAAUGGUUGUGCCAUUUGAAUCAUUUUUGAUACACUGUAGUUCAACUAAACCCAUAUUUUUAUAUAUACUGUAUGUACUUCGACACUUCUCGAUGUAUGAUUUUGUCCUUUUGUGUCUUUGAAGUUGAGCAUAAUAGUAUGUACAUAUUUUAAGGACAGAAUUGUAAUUUCCUUUACUAAUAUAUGGAAAACUCUUUGUUACAAUUGGGGUCUUCUGUAUCUCUGUAGAACGCUUGCUUCCUUGAUGCCAUUGUAAUUCAUCGUUGUCUAUUUUUGUAGAUGUUUUAAUAAAGUUAACCUUUUCAAAUAAA
This is a messenger RNA of Epinephelus fuscoguttatus (brown-marbled grouper), 6970 nucleotides long. It is a transcript of the gene ddr1, whose product is annotated as discoidin domain receptor tyrosine kinase 1. Gene Ontology annotation, biological process: protein phosphorylation; positive regulation of kinase activity; multicellular organism development. Lineage: Eukaryota; Metazoa; Chordata; Actinopteri; Perciformes; Serranidae. Gene Ontology annotation, cellular component: membrane; signaling receptor complex. Bases 383 to 3355 code for a protein of 990 amino acids. Gene Ontology annotation, molecular function: collagen binding; protein tyrosine kinase collagen receptor activity; ATP binding. The transcript is spliced from 20 exons. The record is from RefSeq and is a predicted model, not a curated record.